Molecule: messenger RNA, 1701 nt
Organism: Sungouiella intermedia
Lineage: Eukaryota; Fungi; Ascomycota; Pichiomycetes; Serinales; Metschnikowiaceae
Source: the annotation of a GenBank genome assembly
CCGAAAUUUUAGGGAGGUCAGUUUUUUCUAUCACUCACAACUUUAAUGUCGGAAAUUCAAACUGCUCACGAGGUUUCCACUGCUGGUGGUAAGACCGCCUUCAAGGACUACAUUGGAAAGUUUGCUCAUAUUGAAGAUCCAUUGGAGAGAAGAAGAUUGGCAUUGGAAGAAAUCGACAAUGCUGGUUUCGGAUGGACUCAAGCAAAGAUGAUUUUGAUCGCUGGUGUUGGUUUCAUGACUGACUCUUACGAUAUUUUCGCUAUUAACUUGGGUGUCUCUAUGUUGGGCCAUGUCUACUGGAAGGGCUCCAUUCCAGACUCAACCACUACUUUGAUCAAGGUUUCCACUUCUGUUGGUACCGUUAUUGGUCAGAUUUCCUUCGGUUUCCUUGCCGACCACAUCGGUAGAAAGAAGAUUUACGGUACCGAAUUGAUUGUCAUGAUUUGUGCUACUAUCUUGCAGUGUUGCUUGGGUGAAUCUCCAGCUGUUAACUUCGUUGCCAUUUACGCCUGUUUGAGAAUUGUUAUGGGUAUUGGUAUCGGUGGUGACUACCCAUUGUCUUCUAUUAUUUCCUCUGAGUUUUCCACCACCAAGUGGAGAGGUGCUAUCAUGGCUGCUGUGUUCUCUAACCAGGGUUUGGGUCAGUUGAUGGCUGGUCUUGUUGCUUUGGUGUGUGUCGCUGCCUACAAGGACGACUUGAUCUUUGCUAACUCUGCCAAGGAGUGUGUUGGCCGUUGUAUCAAGGCCAAUGACCAGAUGUGGAGAAUCUUGGUUGGUUUCGGCUGUGUUCCAGGUUGUAUUGCUUUGUACUACAGAUUGACUAUCGCUGAGUCUCCUCGUUACGCUUUGGAUAUCACUGAGCACGACAACUUGGAGAAGGUCGCUGAUGCUGAGGCUGCUUUGGAUGCUGUUGCCCACGACAUCGCUCCACCAAAGGCUUCUUUCAAGGACUUCUGGAGACACUUCGGCCAGUGGAAGUACGGUAAGAUCUUGCUUGGUACUGCUGGUUCCUGGUUCACCUUGGAUGUUGCUUACUACGGUUUGGGUUUGAACUCUGCUGUCAUCUUGAAGACUAUUGGUUACGCAUCUUCCAAGAACGUCUACAAGGGUUUGUACAACACCGCUGUCGGUAACUUGAUUUUGAUUUGUGCCGGUUCCUUGCCAGGUUACUGGGUUUCUGCUGCCACCAUCGACACUGUCGGUAGAAAGCCAAUCCAAUUGGGAGGUUUCAUUAUCUUGACUGUCUUGUUCUGUAUUCUUGGUUUCGCUUACCACAAGAUCUCUGAUCACGGUAAGUUGGCUCUUUACGUUCUUGCCCAGUUCUUCCAGAACUUCGGUCCUAACACCACCACCUUCAUCAUUCCAGGUGAGGUUUUCCCAACCAGAUACAGAUCGACUGCUCACGGUAUCUCCGCUGCCUCCGGUAAGGUUGGUGCCAUUAUUGCCCAGACCUGUAUUGGUACUUUGAUUAACCACGGUUGUUCUAAGAAGGACAACUGUUUCUUGCCACACGUCAUGGAGAUCUUCGCCUUGUUCAUGUUGCUUGGUGUCUUCACCACCUUGUUGGUUCCAGAGACCAAGAGAAAGACUUUGGAGGAGAUCUGUGAACUUUACCAUGAUGAGGUGGAUGUCACCAAGUUGGGCACUGACAGAUACGCUACACAACAGGCUGAGUCUUACGACUCGGAGUUGAAAAAUUAA